AUGUAUUUAUUUAUUGUGGCCAUAUUGUUUGUCCUUUUAAUAUUGUACGCAGUUAAAAAGAAAGAUCCCGAACCUAUAUUUGGAAUAUACUCAGUGCCCGGGAAGUGGUAUUAUUUGAAAUAUGCAUUGUUUGCAUGCCUUUAUUACUUUCGAAAGUAUUCGAAAAAGAACAAAGCUGCAGGAACUGACGGACGCGCGGGGCAAGGCGUUAAGGCUAUAGCAGACCCCGCAGCCAUGGACUGUGCACAAAUGCUGAGUGACCAUGCGAAGGCAUUCGAUGCAAUAUUCUUUAUAUCGGCUUCGAAAGAUGAAAACGAUAAAGGAAUAUACGUGAUAUCGGGCUGCGAGCGUCGCUCGAUGGGUAUGUGCAAUGGGCUCUUCUAUAUUGGGUUACCGGGCAAGGGUCUCCUUUGCAGCAAGAAGAUACCAGACACAGUUCUGUUUGGCGCCCAAAUAGGCGAGUUUGCUGCGGAAGGCAUUAAAAUGGAACCAGUUGAGCCAAUGAAGAAGUGGACGGUGUCUUACAAGGGACAAAUGUGGUAUCAGAAUGAUCCAAAUAAGCUGGUGGACGUGGAAUUCCACGGUGAUUGGAUGGCUACCAGCAAGUACUUCGAUUAUGACACCGACCUUCACCCACCGGCGGUCAUCCGUUCCAUUGCUAAGGAGAAAUGGAGUCGCAAGUACUUUGAGGGUCUUAAGACCGCCCACCAGUCGCACUACGAACAAUUCGGCGUGUUGAAGUGCAAGUUCAAGAUAGACAAUGAACCCUUCGAGCUGACGCUACCUUCCUUCAGGGAUCACAGCUUCGGUCACAAACGCGACUGGAGUUUGAUGCACCGCUACGCCUUCCACCACAUAUUCCUCAAUAACGGAACCAGUAUUAGCGUUGGAGUCAUCUGUCAGCCGCUAACUGCAACUACAUUGGAAGCCGGUGUGGUGGCGUCGCCGAAUGGCGACGUCCUGCCGAUAAAGUGGGUGGAUUUGAAGCUGUACCAGCACGGGGAGUGUGGCACUGCUCCGAGAGACUACGCUUUCAGAUUCCAAGCCGGAGAUGAAGUCUACACGACUCAGGUGCUUGUGGAAUACGAGUCGAUACACUUCGUGUCCGCGGAGUGGGAGGCGCGUAUGGUGGAGAGGUUCUGCAAGUUCGUUGUCAACGGAGUGAGCGGCCGCGGCGUCUCCGAGUUCCACUACCGGCAUACUGACGGCCGUCCGGAAACAUUCGCCAAGAACGACCCGGAGUGGUACAGGAAAAUGUGCCAUAAGAUAUAA
Parnassius mnemosyne (clouded apollo) is the source of this 1272-nucleotide messenger RNA. The record is from the annotation of a GenBank genome assembly. Lineage: Eukaryota; Metazoa; Arthropoda; Insecta; Lepidoptera; Papilionidae.